Molecule: messenger RNA, 1635 nt
Organism: Hyaloscypha bicolor E
Lineage: Eukaryota; Fungi; Ascomycota; Leotiomycetes; Helotiales; Hyaloscyphaceae
Exons: 4
Coding region: 1-1635 (544 amino acids)
Biological process (GO): regulation of DNA-templated transcription
Molecular function (GO): DNA-binding transcription factor activity, RNA polymerase II-specific; zinc ion binding
Source: RefSeq, a predicted model, not a curated record
AUGGUCUAUUGUGGGAAGCCAAGUAAGGCGUGUGGAGAAUGUAGGUUGCGAAGGACGAGAUGCGAUUACAAGAGGCCAUCCUGCACACAGUGCUUGAGAGCUGGCCGUACCUGCAACGGCUAUCGAGAUACCAACGAUCUUAUAUUUCGUGAUGAGUCUCAAGGGCUGUCUGAUAAACAUCGACGCUCGAAAGAGGCUCAGGCUCAAGUGAAAGCUCAAAGAUCGCGUGCAACCGAUAUUCCUUCAACAUCCGUUUCCGAGGUCGACUUCGCCGUUAUUGCAUUACCGCAACCUGAACAGUUCCGGAAUCUGUCUCCCUUGUCCCUCAGCCUUGCAACUUCGGCUGAGGAUCAAGCCACCUGCUUCUUCUUCCAAAACUAUGUCUUGGGAGGCCGCGAUUUGUUCAAAGGCCAUAUCGACUAUCUUUCCGACAUAUACAGCAGUGAGGAGGUUGGAAGUGGACUUGCGGAUAGCGUAGCCUCUCUUGGGAUGGUUGGACUUGCCAACUUCUGGAAAGCUCCGAAUAUUAUGUCAAACGCCGUCAUCAAGUACAACUCUGCGAUGAGAACUGUCAGUUCGCAGCUGAGGGACGUUGAGCAGGCUAAGUCCGAUCAGACUUUGAUCUCAAUCUUGUUGAUGGGGCUUUAUGAGACGAAUACCUGCAACUCUCGUCAAUCAAUGGAGGCUUGGAAAAAACAUAUUACGGGAGCUACUGCUCUCAUGCAACUCCGAGGCAAGCAAGCUCUUCGAACACCACUGGGCUACCACAUGUUCAUUCAUUUAAGAGCUCAAGUUCUCACGAUCUGCAUCCAGAGGCACGCCCCAAUACCUCGAAUCAUCACCGAAUGGUCAAAUGAGAUCGACUUUGAAACCCCUGAGCAGGCAGCUGCAACAGCUCUUGUAAAUUUGGGGAGCAGAUAUUGCGAUCUGCGAUCUUCGAUGAGCUCCUUCCAUGAUUACAGCGAGGCUGAACGAAUCAUCACCACAGCAUGUGCCAUUGACAACGAUUACGAUCUUUGGGCGAAGACCUGCCCAUAUCAGCUGAUUUAUCAGACGAUGACUUUGAAAGAACGAAGCGAAGAGGUUUUCUCUGAUCAUUACCAUGUCUACCCCAAUCUCUGGGUCGCCACAGUCUGGAACCAAUACCGUGCUGUUCGGCUUCUCGUCAACGAGCUCAUUCUCGACCAGCUGUGCCACCUCUACCUGAACAGCCCGGAAUCUACUUUGAUUUGGAACGAUGUCUACUUCUUCGAGAACCAAGUUCUCGCCUCGAAUACCACCCUCCUACAGCUAUGCCAUGAUAUCUGCGCCACUGUCCCCUUCUACUUGGGUUUCGAUCCCAAUGCAGACAAACGUAUGCCAAGAGCAAUUCCCAAGGCUGUUAGCGGAAAUAUGCUACUUUGGCCGUUGUACACAGCGGGUUGCACCGAUCUGGUGUCGGACAUGAUGCGCGACUGGGUUGCAGGACGUCUUCGAUGGAUUUCUGAUGUCAUUGGCAUUCGACAAGCAGCUCCGUUGGCCUUCAGCCUGCGGAGGAAACAAGACCUCUUGACAUGGCAGAACGAAAAGGAGGAUGACGAUGUUUGUAGCCCAAUUUUGAACGUGGAGUCGCCAGAUAUAGAGACGAUGAUAUGA